GUCAGUCCAAUCCGAACCAAGGCCCGCUUGUGUAUUGCCGAGAGAAGAAGGGUCUCGAUUGAGAAGAGCACUUCGUGGUGCAUUUUGUUAUCGCCUCGCUCCAUCGGCCUUUCAUUCGAGCUACUGGUUCCCCAGUAUUCUACAUGAUAUAUUUUGUAGUUUUUUACGGUAGCUUGAAUUCGAUUGCAGAAGUAUUUUUACGUUGAGUAUACGUAUUGUAUUAGCUCUUUGUCGAUAAAAUCCUUUUAUUUCCCACAACAACAUGGAAAAACCACCCCCGACUGUCGCAGAUCUCGUCUUGAUCGGUGGCGGUCACGCGCACGCGCACGUUCUGAAAAUGCUCGGCAUGAAAAGCACCGCGCAUUCCUCACGCAACACGGUAUACGGAUCACCCUCAUUGCCAAGGACAUACACACCCCGUAUUCCGGUAUGCUUCCCGGCUUCGUGGCGGGACACUACGAUCACGAUCAGAUUCAUCUGGAUCUGAAUCAGUUAUGUCACGUGGCCAAUGCACGACUCGUUCACGCGGCGGCCUGCAAAAUUACCUACCGCAACGGUGGCGGUGGACUCGUCUACCUGAACGAUGGCCGUCCCCCCAUACGGUACGAUUGCGUUUCCAUUGAUAUCGGGAGUGCCCCGGCGUAUGGUGACGUUGUGUGCCAGCCCGGUGUGGUACCAGUCAAACCGAUCGCCAAUUUUUGCACAGCUUACCAAGCACUCGUCAACCGUUGGGAAAAUGAAACACCAUCGUCCACAGCAGCAAAUGACCAGGACACGACGUCAACCAACGGCACAAGGGCAGAACCGCCAAGCCCCUACGUCGUGGCGGUUGUUGGUGGUGGUGCGGGAGGGUUGGAACUCGCCUUGUCAGUUCAAUAUCGGUUGCGAAGCAUCAACCCAAAUGCUCCGUUACGCCUCUUGGUUGUCACGCGCGGGAAGACAAUACUGGAAGGACACAAUCAUCGAGUCCAGGCCAAGUUCCAACGCAUUAUGCAGGAAAGAAAUAUCGAAAUUUACUACCUCGCCACCGUUGUAAAGGUGGCAGAAGACUCAUCCACAAUGCGCAAGCGCCUUAUUCUUUCGCCAGAAGGCGCCGCUGUGCACGGCCGAGACUCAUUCGUCGUCGAUGCUUGUUUAUGGUGCGUCACGGCGGGUGUCGCGCCGUGGCUGAAAGCUGACACGCCAUUCGCCACGACGAAGCAAGGAUUUCUCCGUGUCCACGAUACGUACGAAUCAAUUGAACAUCCUGGAGUCUUCGCCGCCGGCGAUUGCUGUCACGUAGACAAGCAUCCGAGACCCAAAGCUGGAGUAUUUGCUGUACGGGCCGGACCAUACUUGCUUGACAACUUGCUGCGAUAUGUUUCUUCAAAGCCCCUUAUUUCGCACAAACCCCAAAGUCAUUUUCUGGGUAUUUUAGCGACCGGGAACAAGUAUGGUGUAGCGUCGAAAUCAUGGUGGUUAGCCACGGAAGGAUCUUGGAUAUGGACCUGGAAAGAUUACAUUGAUCGUACCUGGAUGGCCAAAUACAGUACUGAUCUACCCGAUCUUAAAGACAUGAUGGCGAAUCAAAAGCACUCAACUCAGCAAAGCGGCCAACAAACGAAUGCUUUUGUUGCUUCUAAAGGGGACGAAGUACUGCAGGCCUUUACAUCAGAUCCAAUGCGGUGUGGAGGGUGCGGCGCCAAAGUUGGGGCCACGAUCGUUUCACGCGUCUUGGCAGCUGUCUACGAACGGCAAAUUGAACGAGCUAAAUUAUUGGGGCUGCCCCAGCCGUCACGGAUCGAUCACGACGAUGCAGCGGUUCAGAUACUUCCAAAUAAAGCAGGUGGCGCCAUUGUUCAAACUAUUGACUACUUUCGAGAAAUCGUAAAGGAUCCAUUUACCUUCGGGAAAAUUGUGGCAGUCCAUGCUCUAAGCGAUAUCCACGCUAUGGGGGCGACUCCCCAAACAGCCAUGACACUGGCUGUUGCACCGUUUGCUGCUGACGAAGAGGUAACAGAAUCGACUCUAUUGCAUUUACUUAGUGGAGUCAGUGAUAUUUUGCAGGAUGAAAAUGUGCAGCUUGUUGGUGGACACACUUGUGAAGGAUUGGAGUUAGCAUGCGGAUUGAGUGUCCAAGGAUAUACGGAUAAUCCGAAACUGCUCUUACGUAAGCAAGGUGGUGCAAUAGGAGAUAAAAUCGUCUUGACCAAGCCAAUAGGUACCGGGGCACUCUUUGCAGCCGACAUGAGGGCUCGUUGUAAAGGCUCAUAUAUGUCGGAAGCCCUCGACAGCAUGAUUCACAGCAAUUGCCAUGCAAGCCAAGUUGCGAUGCGAGCAAAGGGCAUCAGAUCGUGCACUGACGUCACUGGUUUCGGUCUCAUUGGUCAUUUGCUCGAAAUGCUCAUGGCAAACGAAACGGUUAAGGAAUUGGACAGCAUCGGCGCGGUAGUAAACAUUGGCGAUAUCGAUUUUCUACGCGGUGGGUUAGAGGCAUCUGCGAAUGGCAUUUUUUCGACACUCCAAUCACAAAACGGGCGAAAUCGACGCGCUAUUGUCAAUCACACUGAAGCCGCUGAAAAGUAUCCGGUCAAGUACCCACUAUUGUUCGACCCUCAGACUGCUGGCGGUCUAAUGUUUUUCGUCGAUGCUCUGAGUGCUAGUGAAUUUCUAGCUGAACUACGUGCGGCUGAUGUGAAUGCCCAUAUAGUGGGAGAGCUAGUUUCAUAUCCUGCAGAAAGUAAUGCGGCCGCCGGUUUCUCCGAGAGUGUUUGCACGAUUGGAAGUGGCGGAGCAGUGACGGGCAAAAGGAUCCGUGUGCGGUAACAGCGGACGCCGGACCAAUUUUUGUUCCGCGAUUCCACUGUGUUAAGAAAGCAGUCUCUACU
Molecule: messenger RNA, 2867 nt
Organism: Phaeodactylum tricornutum CCAP 1055/1
Lineage: Eukaryota; Bacillariophyta; Bacillariophyceae; Surirellales; Neidiaceae
Exons: 3
Coding region: 430-2805 (791 amino acids)
Biological process (GO): L-selenocysteine biosynthetic process
Cellular component (GO): cytoplasm
Molecular function (GO): selenide, water dikinase activity; ATP binding; oxidoreductase activity
Source: RefSeq, a predicted model, not a curated record